Acanthoscelides obtectus is the source of this 273-nucleotide messenger RNA. NCBI's taxonomy places the organism in Eukaryota, Metazoa, Arthropoda, Insecta, Coleoptera, Chrysomelidae. The record is from the annotation of a GenBank genome assembly.
GCGGCAUUUCAGCAGGGAGAUUUACACCAAAAAUGACUGGAUUUGUGGGUGCAACACGAAGAAUGCCCUUUUCUGCUUUCCUUGCAUAUUUUUCGGCGGUAGGUGUUACAGAUUCGGUGCACCUGAUUGAAAAAGUUAGGAAGCAUGAAAACUCUAAAACACAUCUUCAUAAUUCGAUGGAAUUGGCUUUAUUGGGGCUGUUAACAUCAGAGCUCAGUUAGAUUCAGCAUAUUGGAGAAAUAUACAACAGCAUAAACAUACCGUUACAAAAAA